CGCUUUGAUUCACGCGCUGCACCGUCCGUCUCGAGCGCUCCUUCCAAGAGCAGCAGCAUCUCACACCACGCACGCAUCUCACUUCAUGCGCAACGCUCCUGCCGUGCAACGAGCGCCCACCGCAUGGCACCAUCGCCUCCCCCCGCGCAGCCCUUUGUUGCCCACGCCGUCGACGCCGCCCUCGCCGAGUUCCGAGCUGGCGACGCCACCGCCUUUCCCAGCUUCCUCGCCCUGUGCGAGAGCGCGCGCGACGCCACACACACAUUCGACGCGCUCGCCGCGCCAGACCAGGAGCGUGUCGAGAGAUUCUGGCUCGAGGCUGCCUGGUUCGGAGUCUACGCCGGUUCCAGCACCGACGCGCUGAGUGUGCAGGCCUUUGAACAGCUCGCCGACCUGCCGCUCGCGUCGCUGCCCAUCCUCUUCACCAACCGCUGGAGGUUCGUGCUCCGCAUUGCCGAACACUGGGGGCCUCAAUUCUGGUGGACACUUGAGCGGGCCAAGAUCCCGUUGCUGGAGCGCGAGGCUGCCACGGCGCUCGCUACAGGUCUGCGUCCGCCCAUCGCCUUCAACCACAUCGACAUACUGCGCCUGCCCGUGGUCCCGUCCAGAAUCUUCCUGGAGCGACUGGCCAGAAUUGCCUCCAGCCCGUCGACCCUCCGGCCAUUCCUGAGCCGUUGGCCCACCUUCUUCGCUGACUUCCUGUCCACGGUCGUGCGCAAAGCUCACCGGCUCCGGCAGAUUGCUGCGGGAGAAUACGAGAUCGGAUCUGGUGAGCUCGCUGGCUAUCUCGACAAGCACGAGUUUGAAGCCCCCGCACAAAGCCUGCACCUUCCCCCUCUUCCCGUCGUCCUCUUCAGAGCGCGCGACAGAAGCGUCCGGCCUGAGACCGAGGUCGCACGGCGUCAUUCACUAAAUUCUAUCAGCUCGCCGACCAGCCCCGCCCCAGACCACGACACCACCCUGCCCGACUCGCCUUUGACGCCGCGCUGCACCAACGACGUGGUCGAGUACGACGAGGAUAUCACCAUAUCAGACUUCGGAGACUCGACCAUUCACGAUACUACCGGUACUGGGGUCGCUGAGCCUGACGAAGAGCAGUUGGACCUUGCCGACGACAUGGCCCACCACUCUGCCCCAACAACUCGCCACAACACGCCCGUCCUUGACAUGGACGCCCGCCGACACCACUCCCAGCCACCCGCUAUGCCCGAACCCGCGCCCUCGCUGCUCGAGACAGCCGAGAUUCUCAAGAGCGUCCUGUCGUACGGCCCGCCCACCACGGAGAUGCACGGCAUCGCCGACCCCGUCAUGAACCGGCUCGUUUCGCUGUUCCCCGAGAUCAUCGCCCUGCACCACGCCCGACAAAGGAAGAGCGAUGCGCGAAUUCAUUGUCUUGCCGUACAAGAGAAGAUCGCGCAGGCAGAGAAGGAGGUUUCCGCUGCGGAGCCCGAGCACGGCGCGCUUGAAGGACGGCUCGCGGAGGCCCAAGCCAAGAUUGCAACCACGCUUGCUGCCCAGGAGACGCUCAAGCAGCCCGUCAACGAGACACUGCCGGAAUCUCUGAAGACCAUGCUGCGCGCACAGCAGGAUGCAUCGAUCGCCGCAUUCGCCUCCACCCUCACCCAGCUCCAAUUCGAACAAGAAGCCCAAGUCACCCAAGUCGCACUCAGCGCGCAGUCCCUCGCACACGCCAAACACGCCCUGUACGCCCUGCGCGACGAGGCCGCUGCCCUCGAUGCAGCGCAAACCAAGGCGCUGGACCGGUGCCAGAAGCUAGACGCCCAGGUUCGGAAGGAGAUGGCGCUGCUGGUGGCUAAGUUGGAACGCAUCGUCGACUGCACGGAGGAGUUUAUUCCCCGGAAUGCAGGCGAGGAGGGUGCCGGGAAGAGCAAGAAGGCGAGGGUUACGGGCGCGAACAAGGGAGUUGCGAGACAGUCGGGAGGUGGGCCUUUGUAAGGACGGAGGGGAGGGGGAAGAUGGGUGAUGAGAUGGUGUAGAUACCCCAAUGCGAUGCUUUCCUCGUGCAUCGCGUCCAGGCUG
Messenger RNA from Dothidotthia symphoricarpi CBS 119687, 2040 nucleotides. RefSeq lists its product as uncharacterized. The transcript is spliced from 2 exons. The coding region runs from base 124 to 1956 and encodes 610 amino acids. The record is from RefSeq and is a predicted model, not a curated record. NCBI's taxonomy places the organism in Eukaryota, Fungi, Ascomycota, Dothideomycetes, Pleosporales, Dothidotthiaceae.